AAACAAUUAUCAUAGAAAACCAAAACUUUAUUUGAAAGUGUUUAAGUUUAGAUGUUGGAUUUGGUUUCUUGCACUUUACCAUUUGACUAAAGAAAAAUUAGUUAGGUGUUUUAUUAUACUUUUUUGCACUCUUUAUGAGAGUUGAAAAAUGUGAUAUAGUAUAAGAUGAAGAAUUUUGCUGUGGAAUUUCAUUUCUGAAUUUUUCAAUUAAAUUUGCAGGUUAAAGAUGUUGAUAGCCAAAGGUUUGGUAUCUAUUGUAGUGAUCAUAGCUUUGAUUCUGCCACAAAUUUCACCACAAGCUGUUUCAACUUCUGCUGCAGAUAACGCGACAGAAGAGAUUAGGCAGAAGGAUAAUACUAUUAGAGUUGAUCCUUUGGAAAAUUUCACAAAGUAUAGAGGAGGAUUCAACAUCAGCAACAAGAAUUAUUGGAGUUCUUUGAUAUUCACUGGAGUAUAUGGAUAUGGAAUUGGAAUGUUGUUCCUUCUGUGUGGAAUAUUGUAUGGAGUUUUUUUGGUGAUCGCGAAGUUUUGUUAUCGCGAAAAUGAUGAAGGAGGAAAAAGAAUGAAGAAGGUGUUGUUUCCUUGUAAUUACAAGACAUGUGAUGUUUUACUAAUUCUUUUGGUUUUGUUUCUCAUGUUAAUCGCCAUAGUUGCAACGGGGCUAGUUCUUGUUGGGAGUGUGAGAUUUCAUUCAGAGGCGAAAAUAUCGGUUGAUAUCAUAAUCGAAACUGCAAACGAAGCGUCUGAGACAAUACAUAACACAACAGAAGCAUUAAAAGGCAUGGAGAAUAGCUUGAUGGAAGCAAAUGUUAAUAUUGAGGCUUCUUCCAAUCUUGACUCUACUGCUGAGAAACUUGAUGAUGCGUCGGAAAAUAUUGAAAUGCAAGCCAGGAAGAAUAGGCGCCUUAUCAACAAAGGAUUGAAAAUAGUGUUUGUAACUACCAUAGUGAUUAUGUGCUUGAACUUGCUUGCUGUAACAGUUUUGUCAGUUUGUGGAGUACUAAGGUUAAGGAGGUCAUUGUACAUGCUUGUUGCAUUUUGUUGGUUGAUGACAGUGUUAUGCUGGCUAUUCUUUGGAGUCUAUUUCUUCUUAGAAAAAUUUUCCAGUGAUGCAUGCAUAGCUCUUGACAACUUUCAAGAAAAUCCUUAUAACAACAGCCUAAGCUCAAUCCUUCCAUGUCAAGAACUUCUCAAAGCAAAACCAGUUCUAUCUGAAUUUAGUUCCGGAAUUUAUCAUCUUGUUAAUGAGGUGAAUGCAAACCUAUCAAUGCAGGCAGCAUCAUAUCCAAAUCCUGUUCAUGUUUGCAAUCCUUUCUCAGAGCCACCAAAUUAUUUCUACCAGCCCGAGAAUUGUCCCGAAAAUGCUAUCCGAAUAGGAGACAUUCCAAAGGUAUUGAAGAGUGGAAAUUUCAUGACAAAUAGUGAAUAUGCAAGAGUUGAAACUUACACAAACUCAAUUCAAGAUUUAUUGAAUGUGUAUCCAAGUAUGGAACAUUUGUUAGAAUGUCAAAUUGUGAAAGAUGCAUUUUCUCAAGUUCUUGUUCACCAUUGCAAGCCUAUGAAGAAAUAUGGUAAGAUGGCAUGGGUGGGAAUGGUGUUCCUUGGAGUGGUCAUGGUUUUGUUGAUUCUGCUUUGGACUAUGAAGGCUAGUUUUGAGCAUUGUUAUCAUGUUUCAGAUGGUUCUGUGAAGCCUCAAGAGUAGAUAAAGAUAAAGAGAUUGAGAUUUGAUAGAAACUUAAUAUUGAUUAAGAAUUAACUAAUUAUAUUUAGUGUUUUUGAAAUUAGAAAUUAGAUAUUGGAAGGCAAAAAUGCGCAAGCAGCUUUUCAAUAAUCAUGUUAUAGGAAAUGCAACAUUUGUAUAUGACAAUUUAUACAGAUAGAAAUUAAAUUUAUAUGACAUGUAUAUGAAAAUUGGUAUC
Messenger RNA from Lathyrus oleraceus (garden pea), 1919 nucleotides. RefSeq lists its product as uncharacterized. The coding region runs from base 227 to 1702 and encodes 491 amino acids. Gene Ontology annotation, cellular component: membrane. NCBI's taxonomy places the organism in Eukaryota, Viridiplantae, Streptophyta, Magnoliopsida, Fabales, Fabaceae. The record is from RefSeq and is a predicted model, not a curated record. The transcript has 11 exons.